This is a messenger RNA of Cynocephalus volans (Philippine flying lemur), 2424 nucleotides long. It is a transcript of the gene MSLN, whose product is annotated as mesothelin. The transcript is spliced from 22 exons. The record is from RefSeq and is a predicted model, not a curated record. Gene Ontology annotation, biological process: cell-matrix adhesion. NCBI's taxonomy places the organism in Eukaryota, Metazoa, Chordata, Mammalia, Dermoptera, Cynocephalidae. Gene Ontology annotation, cellular component: cell surface. The coding region runs from base 1 to 2424 and encodes 807 amino acids.
AUGCCAAUUGUCGAGGUCCACGGGCCAGGCUACCCACGCCCACCCUACAAUGGUGGCUGGAGCACUUUUGACAUGAGGAAGGGUCACUUCAACACCUGGCCGUGGCCAGGCCCUCUGAGCAGUGUGGUUCUCCUCUGGGAGGAUAUCCUGCUGUGGCCUGGCAUCAUGGCACUGGCCUCCCAGAGUCAGGAAGAUGGGGCCAACCAUGGAAGGCUUCCUGGAAGAGGAGACCCAGAGCAGAGACCCAGUGACUGCCUCCUCAAGAAGCCUCCAUGGGCUGAACGGAUUGGUGCUAAAUGUGUCCACACUGGAAAUCCAGCCAGCAAAGCCGGAAGUGACAAUUUAUCCAACUUCUUCGACGUGAUUGAAGGUACCCUGAUGAGGAACAGCCGCUUCCCGGAGGGGGCAGGCCUGGAGAGCAGGGCUGUGGCACAGACGUGCGUGCGGCAGGUGCCUGUGAAGCUUCGACCUGGGAGCCCCCCUGGGCCUCACAAGACCAUGGCCUUGCUAAUGGCUCCAUCCGCUCUGGGGUCCUGUGGGACCUCCACCCACAGCAACCUACUGCUGUCCCUCCUCGUCCUUGGGUGGGUGCAACUUUGGAGGGCCCAGGCUGCAGAGACAGGACCGGAGCAGGAGGCUGAGUCCCUUGACCAAGCCGUGGCCAACGUGUCUGACUUUGCCAGAUCUGCCUCUUGGGAAGUGCACGUCCCGGUCCUCCCCAGCCUCUCCCCAGGCCUCCUCCUUGGCUUCACGUGUGUGAUGGUGUCAGGCCUGAGUGCAGAGCGUGUCCAAGAGCUGGCCGUUGCCCUGGGGAAGAAGAAUGUCACGCUCCAUGCAGAUCAGCUGCGCUGUCUGGCACGCCGCCUCUCUGAGCACCGAGUCCCUGAGGACCUGGACACCUUCCCGCUGGACAUGCUGCUGUUCCUUGACCCGGCUGCAUUCCCAGGGCCCCAGGCCUGUGCCCAUUUCUUCUCCCGCGUCAGUAAGGCCAAUGUGGACGUGCUGCCACAGAGGGCUCCGGAGCGGCAGCGGCUGCUGCCCGCAGCUCUGACCUGCCUGGGUGUGCGGGGGUCUCGGGUGAGCAAGGCUGAUGUGCAGGCUCUGGGAGGCCUGGCUUGUGACCUGCCUGGGCACUUCGUGGCCCACUCGGCGGAAGCCCUCCUACCCCGGCUGGCGGGCUGCUCUGGACCCCUGGACUGGGAUCAGCAGAAGGCAGCCAGGGUGGCUCUGCAGGGCGGAGGACCCCCGUAUGGUCCCCCAUCAAGGUGGUCAGUCUCCACCCUGGAAGCUCUGCAGGGUCUGCUGCCUCUGUUGGACCAGACUGUCAUCCACAGCAUCCCAAAGGGUGUCAUGACCGCCUGGUUGCAACGCACCUACCGGGAUCCAUACUGGCAGUGGCCUGAGCAGAGGACUGUCGUCUUCCCGAGGCUCCGGCGAGACACAAAGAAGGGUGCCUGCCCCCCAGGGCGGGAGGUCCGCCUGGUGGAUGUGGAUUUGGUCUUGUACGAGGAGUGGGAGAUGGAGGCCUGUGUGCACGGGGCCCUGCUGGCCACCCAGAUGGACCGCGUAAACAUGAUGCCCUUCACCUACCAGCAGCUUGACCUUUUUAAGCGCAAAUUGGAUGAGAUCUACCCCCAAGGCUACCCCGAGUCCCUGAUCCAGCGCCUGAGCUACUUCUUUCUCAGGAUGAGACCCGAGGACAUCUACAAAUGGAAUGUGACAUCCCUGGAGAUGGUGAAAGACCUGAUCAGAGUCAGCAAGGGGAGAAAAAUGGACGUGCAGGUGGCUGCCCUGAUUGCCCGCUAUGUGGCAGGAAGGGGCCAGCUGGACAAGGACACGCUGGACGCCCUGGCCACCUUCCGCCCCAUGUACCUGUGUUUCCUCAGCCCCACGCAGCUGGACUUAGUGAAACCCAGUAUCCUUUGGGCGGUCGGGCCCCAGGAUCUGGACGCAUGCAGCCCACGGCAGCUGGACCUCCUCUACCCCAAGGCCCACUUCGCCUUCCAGAACGUGAGCGGGCAGGAGUACUUUAUGAAGGUCAAGUACUUUCUGGGUGGGGCCCCCACGGAGGACCUGCAGGCUCUCAGUGAGCAGAACGUGAACAUGGAUAUAGCCACGUUCAAGACGCUGCGGACAGACGCCGUGGUGCGGCUGACCGUGGCCGAAGUGCAGAAUCUUCUGGGACCACACCUGGCGGGCUUGAAGGCAGAGGAGGAGAACAGCCCGGUGCGGGACUGGGUCUCCCGGCAGCCGCAGGAGGCCCUGGACAGCCUGGGGCUGGGGCUCCGCGGCGGCGUGCCCAACGGCUACUUCGUCCUGGACCUCGACUCCCGAGAGGCCCUCUCCAGAGGGUCCUGCCGCCUCGGGCCCGGACCUGCGCUCUUCGCCAUCCCAGCUCUGCUCCCGGCUUGGACCCUGAGCUGA